Talpa occidentalis (Iberian mole) is the source of this 4014-nucleotide messenger RNA. RefSeq names its product MICAL like 2 (gene MICALL2). Bases 58 to 2745 code for a protein of 895 amino acids. The record is from RefSeq and is a predicted model, not a curated record. NCBI's taxonomy places the organism in Eukaryota, Metazoa, Chordata, Mammalia, Eulipotyphla, Talpidae. Gene Ontology annotation, molecular function: protein binding. The transcript has 17 exons.
UGGGGGUGCCCGCGCUCCGCUGGAUCCGCCGCCGUUUGGGCGGGCACCGCUAGCCUCAUGGCCGCCAUCAAAGCGCUGCAGCAGUGGUGCCGGCAGCAAUGCGAAGGGUACCGGGACGUGAGCAUCACCAACAUGACCACUUCGUUCCGCGACGGCCUGGCCUUCUGCGCCAUCCUGCACCGCCACCGGCCCGACCUUAUAGACUACAAUGCUCUCAAGAAGGAGAACAUUUAUGAGAACAACAAUCUGGCCUUCCGUGUGGCUGAGGACCAGUUGGGUAUCCCUGCCCUGCUGGACGCCGAGGACAUGGUCGCCCUGAAGGUGCCCGACCGGCUGAGUAUCCUCACCUAUGUGUCUCAGUACUACAACUACUUCCAUGGACGUUCCCCCAUCGGUGGCCUGCAUGGUGUGAAGAGGCCCUCCACCUGCUCUGACGAGGAACCUUCUGGGAAGAAGACCCUGUCCCAGCCAUGCCGACCCUCUCCCCCUCCAGCCCGGGCGCAGCCGCUAUCUCCAGUCAGAACAAAUCCCAUCGUGCAACAGAAGAAGGGGGCUGCAGAAGGUUCUCCCCUAAAGGCUGGCCUGGCCUCAGUGGGCAGCUCGGUCAGCAGCACCUGUGGAAUCUGCGGAGAGCACGUGCACCUGGUGCAGCGGCACCUGGCGGAUGGGCGGGUCUACCACCGCAGCUGCUUCAGGUGUAAGGAGUGUUCUAACACACUGUACUCGGGGGGCUACAGGCCCACAGGAGAGCCAGGUGUCUUCAUCUGCAACAACCACCACCCUAAAGUCACCUCUGCAAGUCCCAAGUUGCUAGGCUCAGCCCCCCGACGGCCUGAAGCCAUCUCUACGGACUCCAAGGCCCCCAGCACCCCAUGGAAGGUGAAUGGGCAGAGAGAUGCAGAGCUGAAGUCCAGGCUUCCAGCCCGGGAGCCAUCUGUGGGCAACUCGACUGCCAAAGGUUUCCUUUCAGCUGCAACUGACCCACCAGCCACCACCUCCUCAUGCAACCAUGUGGGGCGCCCGCCUGAGCUCAGGCUCUCCUCGGGCACUGUGGGCAGCAAAGCCAGCAUGCGUGUGACUAAUAGCUCCCCAACAGGGUGGUCAUCGCCAGCACAGGACACAGCAGCAAUGAGCCCCCGUCCUGCCACGACCCCAAGUGCUCUGGAUUCUCACCCAGCCACGCCACAAGGCCGGGCAGCCUCCCAGACCAAGUUCAGUUCAAGUUUAGUGUCUCCAAGCCCAGCGGAUGCCUCGACUUGGACUCCAUCAGCCUUUAGGACGCAGGAGGCCCGGGAGAAGUUCUUCCAGACGUCCGGAGUGCCUCCUAGCCCUGGUGCAGCCGGCAGGGCCCCAGUGCCAGCAGAUGCUCCUCCCAGGGACAGCAGCAGGGAACAGGCACUGAACUUCCUUAGGAAGACCCUUCCAGAUUCCUCGGAGGCUGGCAGGCCCCUCCCAGCUACCUCCCCUGCUCCAAAUUCCCAUUCCAGAACUGAAAGGCCACGAGCAAGUCCGACAGUCAAGGUGUCACAGUCGCUGUCUCCCCAGCCCCUUAGCCCCACUGCGAAGACUGAGCCGUUGGCCCCCCUGAGUGCCGGCACCACCUCGCGGGUACCCAUACUACCCGAGACAGGCAGGAAGAGCUCGACUGUGCUCUCAGAAGUCGGCAGGGCGGGUACAGGAUCCAGGCUGAAGCCAGAGGUCUCAUUGGCAAAGGGUCCCAGUGCCAGUCCUCAGGAAGACCAGGUGGAUGGGCCAGCAGGAUGGAGGGCCCGCCUGAAGCCCGUGGAUAAGAAGCACUCCACUGAGAGGGCACUGGAGCUAAAGGAAACCUCGCCGAGGGCCAGUGAUGUACCCAAGAAGGUCUCGGGGAGCUCCCAGGGGGGCAUCCAUGUCACCCUGACACCACAGCAGUCUGACAGUGCACCAGGCCCCACUGGCCCGAGGGCUGGCCUCUCAGUCUCAUCCUCAUCUCCGUCCCAAUCCCUGUCCCACCGCAAGAAGCUUAAUAUCCCUGCCAAUUUGGAUAUUUCUGGUGACUGGCUUCAGCCCAAGCCCUCAGGGACCUGGAACAGCAAGGAGGAGAAGAAGCCCCAUGCUCAGGGUGACCCAGGGAGGGCUACAUGGUUGCAGGGCCCAGCUGAUGUCCGCAGCCCACGUGGCAAAGCAGUGACCUCCCCGGUCAGGUUGCACCCUGACUACAUGCCUGAGGAGGAGAUCCAGAAGCAAGUGCAGAAUAUUGGGGUGCAGCUAGACGCCCUAGAACUCCGGGGUGUGGAACUGGAGAAGCGCCUGCGGGCAGCAGAGGGAGAUGAGUCUGAAGACGCCCUCAUGGUGGACUGGUUCCGACUCAUCCAUGAGAAGCAGCUGCUGCUGAGGCAGGAGUCGGAGCUGAUGUACAAAGUCAGGAACCAGCACCUGGAGGAGCAGCAGCUGGACAUUGAGGAGGAGCUGCGCCAGCUGAUGGCCCAGCCUGAGGCCCUGAAGUCCCCUCAGGACCUGCAGCGGGAGAAGGAUCUGCUGGCCCAGUAUGUGAACACUGUGAACGACCGCAGCAAUAUCAUCGACUCCCUGGAUGAAGAUCGACUGAGGGAGCAAGAGGAGGAUGAGAUGCUACAGAAUAUGAUCCAGAACCUGGACCUCCAGAGAAGCGGCGGGGACCAGAAGAAGAAGAGCAAGAGCUUCAAGUCCCGCUUCCCCUUUGUCCGAAAGAACAGUAAAAAGACCAUUAAAAAGACCCCUGAGUGAGCUACCUGCCGGGCUGCAGAACCCUCGCUUGCGGCCAGAUAGGUGCUGUGGGAGAGGAAACAGGCAGUGGGGACCUGCAGCUCCUCUCUGUGGGGCUAAGCCGCCUCAAUAAAGAAGGUGGCCAUGUAGCCCGGCGCUGUCUCUCAUUUAUGGGACUGGAGGUCUGGGCUGAGCUCUAGCACUGCACCAACAGGCUGUGCCUUGGCGGGUACCAGCCCCUCUGGGCCUGUCCUGGGCUUCUGAGGUAGGGAUUUUAGCCUCUUUCUGGCCUGGUCUCAGGAAUGGGCGGAUCUAUGGGAACUGCUUGUAGGUGCUGGUCACGUCUGGGGUCUCCACAACUUGACAUCUGUGACCUUGGCCCUCCAAGCUCUAGGAAGGACAGAUUUGAGCAUCGGCCCUGGCCUGAGUUCCUGAUGUCCUGCAAGGGAGUGGUGCUCACCACCCUCCGCAAUUUCGAUGAGAGGGACGCAGUCGGACAGGGAAGGACUAAGGGGAGGCCCUCAGACUCAAGUCCUCACCCAGCUCAAGGUGACCCGAGAGCUUCUGCCUUUGGCCCUUGGUCUCCCCAUCCAUCAAGGGGCGGGGUUGUGACUGUGCCUGUGCUGUCUCUGGUCUCUGUGGGAGCCUGCCAUGGUGUUCCUGGUGGGCCCUUGGCAAUGGCAAAACACCAGCACUCACCCAUCUGGUGGCAAGUGGAUUCACCAGGGACAGAGCUGGGAGCACCUGCAUGAGUGUUCGGUCCCACAGAGCUCACACUGCAUCCUGCUGCCUUCACGGGGCACUGUAGGGUCUCAGAUGGGGAUUCUUGGGACAUGAGGUGGGAGCAUGACAUGCAUGGGAGGGUAGUUGCCUGGUGUAGCAAUGAAUUCCAUUCAGAACUCUGCUGUUCAGCUGUGUGGCCAUGGGCUAGAAUGCUGCCCUCUCUGAGCCUUUGGUGUGCUGUGGGGGACACUAAUAGCAAUGGUGGUGGAGACACUCAGAGCUCUGAGGGCAUUAUGCUUGUCCUCCAGCUACAGCAGGGUACCUCCUGGAGAGAAUGGAGGGUGGGUGAUUGGGAGAAGGGGCUGCCCCAAGUGGUCAGCAGGGCUGGAGACACUUGACCAGGUGGAGCAGCUUGGGCUCGUUGUGUGGGUGCUGGGCAUUGUGAGCAGUUCUGAGCAUGGGGUGGGUGAGAUGUGUGUUAGGAAAAUAGUCAUGUAGGGUGGCCUGCCUGACCCUCUGGCUGAGACCCUUGUCCCUGCAUGUCCUCGCAGGCGUGUCCCACCGGGA